This is a messenger RNA of Aspergillus terreus NIH2624, 1140 nucleotides long. Its product is annotated as tyrosinase family protein. NCBI's taxonomy places the organism in Eukaryota, Fungi, Ascomycota, Eurotiomycetes, Eurotiales, Aspergillaceae. The record is from RefSeq and is a predicted model, not a curated record. Gene Ontology annotation, molecular function: oxidoreductase activity. The transcript is spliced from 5 exons. Bases 1 to 1140 code for a protein of 379 amino acids.
AUGCGCUCCCUCAGCUAUGCCGUUGUAGCUCUCGCUGCUGUGCAAUCCGCCCUGGCAGCCAAGGAUAGCUGGGACGUGCUGGCUGCAGAGGCUCUCCAUAACCAGGUUGCCCACUACCACACCACAGCGAUGAACAGCACAUGCACACCGCAGACGGCGUCCGUUCGCAGAGAAUGGGGCUCCCUCUCCAAGCCCGAGCGCAGAGAAUAUAUCGACGCCGUGCUCUGUCUCGCGUCCCGACCCUCCCAGUCCGAUCCUGCCAUCGUGCCAGGCGCACGCAAUCGUUACGAUGACUUUGUUGCCGUCCACAUUAACCAGACCCACUUCAUCCACGGGACUGGAAACUUCCUAACAUGGCACCGUUACUUUACCUGGGCAUACGAGCAGGCCCUGCGUGAUGAGUGCGGCUACGCCGGCGACCUGCCGUACUGGGCGUGGAAUAAAUACGCGGCCGACCCGCUCCAUUCGCCGGUCUUCGACGGCUCGCCGUACAGCAUGUCCGGGGACGGGACGUACAUCCCUCACAACGGCACCGAAGCGGCGCCGGGUUUUGUCAUUGCUGCGGGGCACGGUGGGGGGUGCGUCGAGAUGGGGCCUUUCAAGAAUUGGACCGUGAACCUCGGCCCGGUCAAUCCGACGCUGCAGGUCCCCGGGGUCGCGGCGCAGAACGGCUCCGGGCUGGAGUAUAACCCGCGGUGUCUGCGACGCGAUAUUUCCGCCGACGCUGCGCGCUGGACCGCGACGCCGUAUGUGCUCGAUCUGAUCGUGAACAAGACGACCAUCACAACGUUCCAAGGCGACCUCCAGGGCGACUUUCCCAAGGGGUUAUUCGGCGUCCACGCUGGGGGUCACUUUACCAUUGGAGGAGACCCGGGUGGAGACUUCUUCGCCUCGCCAGGUGACCCGGUGUUUUUCCUGCACCAUGCUGCCAUCGACCGGCUGUACUGGACGUGGCAGAACCAGGCUCCGGCGUCGCGCAAGUACGUUGUUGACGGGCCGACCGUUAUGGGCGAUCUGUCAUCCCGGAACACGACGUUGGACGAUGUGGUGGAUAUUACUUUGGGGAAGCUGGCGAAGCCGAAGAUGAUUCGCGAGCUGGUGGAUACGUUGUCUGGGCCGUUUUGUUAUGUCUACGCUUAG